This is a messenger RNA of Bombus huntii, 1819 nucleotides long. RefSeq names its product Golgi resident protein GCP60. The transcript has 4 exons. Bases 243 to 1652 code for a protein of 469 amino acids. Lineage: Eukaryota; Metazoa; Arthropoda; Insecta; Hymenoptera; Apidae. Gene Ontology annotation, molecular function: fatty-acyl-CoA binding. Gene Ontology annotation, cellular component: Golgi membrane. The record is from RefSeq and is a predicted model, not a curated record.
UAUAUCAUAAUCGGUAUAAUACAGUGGCAAUGUGGCAAUUGACCAAUAAAGGGAAGGGUUUAGGCUAUUAAUAUUAUACCAAAUUAUACAUAUGCAAACGUUAUUGUAAAUGUAACGUGUGCUGAUACGUAUCUACAAGUGCAAUAGUUUUCUAGUUGCGUGAUCUUUAUAAAGAUUUUUGAAAUGUUUCAUACUGUUAGAAAUAGAAGGUUAGGGUGCUUCUAACAAUAUUUGACGUGUCAAUGCAACUGCAAAUGGCGGACACCAAUGGUGACAUUUCCUCGGUAGAGCAGAAAAUCGAGAAACUGGCGAUAUCUGCGGAGGACUUGGCGAAAAACAAAAAUGACAAGGAGAGUGGAAAGAGGUGGGAGCCUCAUCUAUGGGGUUUCGAAACUAAGGAACUGUACAAAAUCGCAGUCAAUUUUUAUAAAGAAAAGGAAGGCAAAGCUGUCCAUUUGUCUUAUGAAGACAAAUUAAAGCUAGUGGCUUUUACCCAGCAAGUAACGCAUGGCAAAUGUACUGCAGAGAAUGCACCACCUUUGGGUGUGUUGGAUGUAAUUGGAAAGGACAGACGCUUAGCAUGGCAAAAUCUAGGAAACAUAUCCAAGGAACAGGCAAUGGAAGGAUUUAUAGUUUUGCUAGACAAGCUAUGUCCCCUGUUUAGAACAGUUGUAGAAGCACAAAGAAGAGACAUCGAAGAGAAGUUAAGGUUGAAAAGGGAGGAGGAAGCAAGAAAAGUAGAAGAAGAAAGGAGGUUAAAAGAAUUAGAUGAACAAAGAAAGAAAGAGGAGGAAGCUAGAUUAAAGGAAGAAAUACAGAGGAGACAAAUUCAAGAUGCCUUAAAUCAACAAACAUAUUACCAAUUCAAAAUGUAUGCGGAGCAACAAUAUCCUGGCAAUCCAGAGCAACAAGGAGUACUAAUAAGACAGUUGCAAGAACAACAUUAUCAUCAGUACAUGCAACAAUUACAUCAAAACCAAUUAGUCAUAGAAGAUCAAAUUCCAGAAAUAAACACUGCCACAACAGAAAAUGCUGAGAAGGAAGAGCCAAAAGAAACAAAUGAAACGGCCACAUUGAACAGAGAAGAUUCUGAUGAAUUGCCAGAUGAUUACCCACCUAUAGCUCCACCAGAAAUGUGGACUAGACAGGGUGUAGAUGCCUUCAAGCAACUCAUUAGGAGAGAAGAUGGUGAUGCAGUUAUUAAAGUUGGUCAUGGAGAAAUCGUAACGGUUAGGGUGCCAACGCACGAAGAUGGCUUGUGUUUAUUUUGGGAAUUUGCAACGGAUGGCUAUGAUAUAGGUUUUGGACUAUAUUUUGAAUGGUCAAAACCAGAAACAAAUCAAGUAUCAGUACAUAUUAGUGAGUCUGAAGAGGAAGAGGAAGAGGAUGAUGAAUAUGAAACAAGAGAUGAUUUAGAAAGUGGAGUAACAAAUGGUAUAAUUCAGUCUGAUUACAAACCAUUGCCACCACCUAUAAGCGUGAUAAUACCUAUUUUCAGGAGAGAUUCACAAGAAGAAGUCUACGCAGGAAGUCAUAGAUACCCAGGGCAGGGUGUGUAUCUUCUUAAAUUCGAUAAUACAUAUUCACUUUGGCGAAGUAAGACGCUUUAUUACCGAGUCUAUUACACACAAAAUGGUUAUGUGAAAAAUUAGCUUUAUUAAGAAAAAAAGCUACUGCGCAAUUCACUAUCGUUGAGAACUAGCCUGAUGCGAUUAUUUGCCAAUAUUGCUAGUCCAACUAAAUGAAGAGUCCUAUAUGUUAUUUCUGUUCACACCAAGUGUUUACAAGAAGAAACACAAAUAUAUAUUUAUUAUGGUUA